This is a messenger RNA of Drosophila montana, 863 nucleotides long. RefSeq names its product DNA replication complex GINS protein PSF2-like protein (gene Psf2). The coding region runs from base 50 to 685 and encodes 211 amino acids. The transcript is spliced from 2 exons. Gene Ontology annotation, cellular component: nucleus; GINS complex. Gene Ontology annotation, biological process: DNA replication; double-strand break repair via break-induced replication. The record is from RefSeq and is a predicted model, not a curated record. Lineage: Eukaryota; Metazoa; Arthropoda; Insecta; Diptera; Drosophilidae.
CUUUUCUUUCGCAUUGUUGGAUUUGCUUUGGCAUUAACAGCUAGUAAAAAUGGAUCCCUCAAUUAUUGAGUUUAUUGGCGAGAAGUCCAUGAUUAGCAUAAUACCCAAUUUCUCCAAUGAACCGCUACAUCUAAUUUAUGGCUCUGUGGGUCCAUUUCGUGCCGGGUUUCCCGUGUAUGUGCCACUGUGGCUGGCGACGCACUUGCGAAAGCAACAAAAGUGCCGCAUUGUGCCGCCAGAAUGGAUGGAGCUGGAAACGCUGGAGGAGAUUAAGGAGGAGGAGAAGCGUUCCAAAUUCUUCACAAAGAUGCCCAGCGAGCAUUACAUGGUGGUGGCCCAGCUGGUCAUGAGCACGGCACCAGAUGAUGUGCCACGUUGCGAGGAGUUGCGCACAAUUAUCAAGGACAUUUUCGACAUACGCGAAUCGAAGCUGCGCACCUCGAUCGAUGCGUUCAUCAAGGGCGAGGGCACCUACGCCAAGCUGGACAAUUUGACGCUGCUGGAAAUACACAGUGUGCGGCCAAUUCUGCCCUAUUCCCUGGAUCACAUAGCGCGCUAUCAAAGAACGGCCACUGCAUCGCAGCGGGAUACUUCCAUGCUGGGAUUGAGCACAACGGGCGGCGGCUCGGGCACGGGCACGGGCACGGGCACGGGCUCCAUGAGCAAUUCCUUUCUCACGCAGUAAUGUUUGACUGUGAUACGUAAGUUUAAGUUAAUCAUAUGUACAAUAAGGUAUAAACAACAAAGGAAGUUAAGGGUUAUGCUUGGCAAGCUCUGUUGAGGUUACAGAGACGGCUUCUUCUGCUGCUGGGGUAGAUUUUGUUCGCUUAAAAAAUAUAUUAAAAUGCAGAUCAAAAUUAGUA